Molecule: messenger RNA, 1120 nt
Organism: Ailuropoda melanoleuca (giant panda)
Lineage: Eukaryota; Metazoa; Chordata; Mammalia; Carnivora; Ursidae
Gene: HEBP1
Product: heme binding protein 1
Molecular function (GO): heme binding
Source: RefSeq, a predicted model, not a curated record
GCCUCCGAGCGCCUCUCCGCGCGUCGGAGUCCGAGGCGCACCACCGAGCCCCUCACCCGGGGUGCCCCAGCCGCCCUUGCAGUCCCGAGUCCGCAAGUGCGUCCGGAGCGCCGCAGCGACACCAUGCUGGGCAUGAUUAAGAACUCGCUGUUCGGGAGCAUAGAGACGUGGCCUUGGCAGGUCCUGAGCAAAGGGGGCAAGGAAGACGUCUCCUUUGAGGAAAGGACCUGUGAGGGUGGGCGGUUUGCCACAGUGGAAGUGACAGACAAGCCUGUGGAUGAGGGUCUACGGGAAGCAAUGCCCAAAGUCAUGAAGUAUGUGGGAGGCACCAAUGACAAGGGAAUCGGGAUGGGGAUGACCGUUCCUAUUUCCUUCGCCGUGUUUCCCGGUGAUGAUGGCUCCCUACAGAAGAAAUUAAAAGUCUGGUUCCGGAUUCCAAACCAGUUUCAGAGCAACCCGCCAGUUCCCACCGAUGACAGCAUUAAGAUCGAGGAGAGGGAAAGCAUCACUGUCUACUCCCUGCAGUUUGGUGGUUAUGCCAAGGAAGCCGACUACGUGGCUCACGCCGCCCAGCUGCGUACGGCCCUGGAGGGCACGGCCAGCUGCCGGACUGACGUCUACUUCUGCACCGGGUACGACCCUCCCAUGAAGCCCUACGGCCGUCGCAAUGAGGUCUGGCUGCUGAAAGCAUGAGUAAUGCGCUGCGUUACAACUUCCCGGGCGUGUGUUUCUGCGUCCACUUCCUCAGGGGAGAAGGAGGGAGCACAGCUUCCGACUGUAUCCCCAGCUUCGCCAGCUCCCCGUCAAAGCCGUGUGCCGCCAACUUUAUGAAAUAUGCAUAUUCCGCCGAUGCUUUCUCUCCUGGCGGGAGCCAAGACAGCCAAGAUAGGCAGCGCCCUUCGAACGGACUUAGAAAGCGCUGUGGCAGAUCAGAAAAAAUCCAGCAACGUUUUCUCAGCUUUCUGGGUCACUCAAAACUGAUCUUUAGAAUAAUGAUCGAACCUGUAUUUUUGUGGUGGAGGAGAAACUGUGAUUUGUGCGUGAUCUUUCAGCUGUGAUUCUUACAAGACCUUUUUCUGUAAAGAAACUGAGAAUAAAGAUCUUUGACUUAAACAGCUGA